AUGGACAUGCCGACCUUUAUUGCCGUCGUCACGGUGCUUUCUACUCUUCUAUGUAUUUUCAUCAUCUUAUCUUCUCGCCUCUUAAUUGUCCGUCACCGGCGCAAGCAACGCUUGACAGCCCAUGAAGAUGCUGCCGUACUUCAGCCAAGAAUUCCAGGCACACCAGCACUCGUUCCCAGAAACGGACCUCCCAAAGGAUGGGAUGCAGAUUCUGUGAAAUACUCGUUCGCUGGAACAAAUACAGCCGUGCUCAAUUUCAUCUUGAAGUGGAUCCUUGACAAUGACGAGUCCAUCGUACCAGGAGACGACUCUCCGUCUAGGAUAGAGGGCACCCUCUUCAAGGAAGGGACAGAUGAUGACUUUUUCUCUGACGGCAGAGAUACCAGGCCUUUCCCGAACCAACGCAAAUGCACUCCCGAGGAAAUCUACUCGCUCCUUCAGAAUGAGACCACUCGAUCAAAAGUCGCACACUAUAUUUUCAUGUCGGUACUUUUGAAUGCCGUUUCUCUCGAUGGCUCACCUCCUUCAAGCCUUCUUCCACUUUGGUAUGUGGACUUGUGUGGUCUCCGUCGAUUACGCGAAGCCAUUCGUGGAGUUCACCUCUCCCCUGCAGUUUCAAUCCAUGCCCAUCAAUUCGGUGCUUAUCACGGCGAAGGAAAAGUCUCCUCAGAGGAUGUUGUAAAAGGAUACGUCCUAUAUCUCGAAUCAGUCUUCAAGCCAUAUCUUAAGGGCGAUGAUACCCGGGAAGUAAAGGCCGAUCGUCACACUGACCUCCGAAAGGCGAUUUACGCAGCAGCUGAUCACGGGAUGAAAGUGAUUGGGUGCCCAAAUUACGAGUUCCAAUACAACUGGGGAGAGCGAGACGUACAUAACAUCAUGAUCCACCCAGGACUUUCGGCUUCGGUCUAUGUGGCUGGUCGGCUGGACAGAACCGAAGAUCUGAUCAAGGCUCGAGUGGCUCCUGUGGUGCGAAGUGUUUGAGAUCGAGGUACUGAUAAAUGUGAGGGCUGUUGUAUCGGGUAACACACACUUGCCAGCGUAGCUUUGAUUUGGGGGGAGUGGGAGGAGUGGCCUCUGACUUUUUUUUCGAAAGUUGUGUCUUGAUGAUGGGUUUUCGGGAUAUGUUGAAUCUUUCACUUCUCACAACUGACUUCGGUCAAGUUUGCUACCACGCUGUAUCGGAAUUAUCUAUUCAUCAUACUGCACACUAUAGCUACACACCAAAUACAAUCUCAUUGGUAUUCCAC
Messenger RNA from Cadophora gregata, 1247 nucleotides. RefSeq lists its product as uncharacterized. Bases 1 to 981 code for a protein of 326 amino acids. NCBI's taxonomy places the organism in Eukaryota, Fungi, Ascomycota, Leotiomycetes, Helotiales, Ploettnerulaceae. The record is from RefSeq and is a predicted model, not a curated record. The transcript has 2 exons.